AGCGCCGGGGAGCACUAAUCCUCGACAGCAGAACUAUCACCGAUUCCCAGUACACGCACUCGUUCCGCCCGCCCGCCCGCCCUGAGGGGAGUGCGGUUGCAGCGCCACACACCCUGGCGAUCCACCUCCGGGCGGGACCCGGGGAAAGGGAGCAUUUCUUCCUUAUAAGGGCUGGCGGGAUGGGCGAAGUAACCGUAAGGCUUCCUAUUGCAAAGCCAGCCGGCAACCACCGAUCAUGGGCAAAUCAGCUUCUAAGGAGUUUUCUCGCGAAGUUUUAAAAGCCCACAAUGAUUAUAGGAAGAAACAUGGCGCACCUGCGUUGAAACUGUGCAACAAACUUUGUAAAGAGGCACAACAAUACGCGGAGAGUCUAGCCAGUACCCGGGUGCUUAAACAUAGCUCGGAAUCCAGCAGAGGACAGUGCGGAGAGAACCUGGCCUGGGCGUCGUAUGAUCAGCCGGGUAAGGAAGUUGCUGAUAGGUGGUACAGUGAAAUAAAGAAUUACAAUUUUAGAUGUCCUGGCUUUUCCUCUGGUACAGGUCACUUUACAGCAAUGGUGUGGAAGGGUAGCAAGAAGAUGGGUGUCGGGAAGGCCUCGGCCACGGAUGGCUCCACGUUUGUAGUGGCCAGAUAUUUUCCAGCUGGCAACAUCAUGAACCAGGGAUAUUUUGAGGAAAAUGUUCUACCUCCAAAGAAGUAAAUUAGUAAAAAUUUUAAACAGACCGUGAAUGUCUCUUCAUGAAAGGUAUUGAAGGGAAUGAACAAUAAUCCAAGGUGAUUUCCACUCAGCAAUCAGGCUGUGAAAUUUAUUAGUGUUACCAUUCCUCAGUAUUACACGGGGGUCCUGCUGCAAGACCCCUGAAAUGCCUUUGUUUGGAAAGCACCAGACCAAUUCGUCACAUAGUUAAAGGACACAAAGUAACACCUGCCUGCUGUAUGAUACUUGCCUCUGCUCCAUAAGUAUUUGUUUCACAAGUCAAGCUGCUCUUCUGCAGAUUUUCUUGGAAAUUCUGUCUUGCUGCUGCUGCUGCCUGGAAAGCUGAGUUUCACUGAGCACACAAUAUGCAAUCUGUCAUAGCUGGCGUCACCUUUAUUCAGUAAUUAAUUUUAUUCAGUUUUGGUUUCAGCUCAUCAAUUUAUUUUUCUCCUCUCAUUGAUUCUUAGUUGUACUUUGCAGAAGAAACAGAUGGCCUCUGUGUAUUCUGUUCAUGGGCCAUUACUUGCAUAUUCACCGUCACCCAAGAUGUUACUAGGGAUACUAGCCAGUGAAAGAGGAGGCACGUCAUUGUUAAAACCUUUUCUGCAUCUGACAUGCACGUGCACCAGCAUCUAUCCAAGACUACUUAAUAGCAACCUUAAAAAAUGCUGACUCUGCCCAACGAUAAUGCAGAAGUGCGGAGACUGAAGGUAGCAUCUUAUAGCUACAUUGACCAAGGCCCCACGGACGGACAAACUUGAUAAUAUUGGAUUGUCUAGGAUGUACUGAACCCUUAUCCCCAGAGAGACAGAGGAACAAAUUGUGCAUUAAACAAUUUCAAAAAUCAAAUCCUCCUCUUGAUCAUAUUAUGCGUAUUAACUAAAUAGGUUUUGUGUUGGUUCUUUCUCCAGUUGCAAAAAAUGAGAAGUCAAAGACUGAUUUCAGUGGGAGAACACAGUUGGUUGCAUUGUACACAAAAGCAAGAUAUUAUGGCCAUGCAGGAGGCCAGGUGGAGUUUCCAGACAUAGGAAAGUUCUAAGAUGGUCUCAGUCUUCAGAGAGAUGAGGAAACUGAAUGGACAUUGAUAUUACUCUCGUCACUUAUUCAGGUCAUGGUGAAGGCAAAUCCUAAUAUUUUUCCUUCUCUACUUUUUAUUCCUAUUAAUUUUUCUGCCUUGCUGCACCAAAAGGUCAGAACAUUCCUGUACUUUGUCUUCUUGGCCGCUUUCAGUUCAGUCAGUAUGACCCAAAAUUAUUCUGGUCAUUUAAAAAGUAUAAUUUUGGUUUCUUCUGUCAGAAUUUAUCUACAAAAGGUUUUAUUUUUAUGUGAUAGUUCUGUUACAAUUUUCAGCGAUCUAGUUAUGCAACAACAAAACUAAUUCAGUCAGAAUAAAGAAUUUGACUAAUAAGUAUGUAUUCGACUUGGAGCCUUCCAUCUUGUGGUUAGCAGAACAAUAUUCAACUGCUUGAGCUACUGGGAGUUGGGAGGGGAUGGUGAUAAUUUGAGUUAGCGUGGUUACCAUCUAUGGUGGGUUUCUCAAUAAAAGAAAACCUGAAGUCGGAAAAAGAGGCAAUUUAUAAAUGUACCUUCUAGGUUAGAAUUAAACAUCACUGAUCUUACUGUAAAUUAAUGUUGGCUAGAUAAAAAAGAUUGAAGAAUAGAAAUUAAUUCUAGAUACUGCAGCUCUUCCACAGUUAUCAAAGGGAUUAAGUUCUUAAAGAAACAUUCAUCAUCCUAAAUUUUUCAUAGUGGGAGGUAGAGUGAGUCCUUAACUUUUGCAGGGAUUACCUACUGCUGGGAAUGGUGAGAAAAAUAGUCAGAAGCUAGUUAAUCUCCUCCCUGUAAGGAUUAGGUAAACCAAAAGUGAUCCAGCCUGUUUUGACAAGGUAAACAUACAAGUCAUUCAUCAGAUGGCCAUUGUUGUCAGGUGGAAGAAUGCACAUCCUUGAGAAGUUCUCUUUCUAUUUAAAAAGCUUGUUUAUCUAGCAGAUUCCAUUGACUACACCAGAAAGAUUGCUAAAUAUUACAGGUUUCUAUGCACCUUGUUUCAAAGGGAGUCUCCAAAUCUGUUCCCAGGCCUUCAUUAUAGCAAGCAAAGUCUUUGUUCAUUGAAAAAUAAUACUGAAGAAAAAAAAAUUUAUAUUGAUACAAAUAAUUCUGUACUUAACUGAAUACUAAAACCAUAACAUUUGGCUGUGUGAAAGUGAAAUGGAAAAAUGUCCAAGUCUAUGUGUAUUAAAUUUUUUUCUGGGUACA
This is a messenger RNA of Hypanus sabinus (Atlantic stingray), 2953 nucleotides long. RefSeq names its product GLI pathogenesis-related 2, like (gene glipr2l). NCBI's taxonomy places the organism in Eukaryota, Metazoa, Chordata, Chondrichthyes, Myliobatiformes, Dasyatidae. The coding region runs from base 236 to 700 and encodes 154 amino acids. Gene Ontology annotation, cellular component: extracellular region. The record is from RefSeq and is a predicted model, not a curated record. The transcript has 5 exons.